Messenger RNA from Lecanosticta acicola, 1809 nucleotides. NCBI's taxonomy places the organism in Eukaryota, Fungi, Ascomycota, Dothideomycetes, Mycosphaerellales, Mycosphaerellaceae. The record is from the annotation of a GenBank genome assembly.
AUGGACGAAAAGCUGGGCCCAGAAAGGCCUCUACCUCACACAGACGACUUCGAAGGCGCCGAAGAAUAUGUGACCUCCCUUCUCGACUUUGUGGGAUCCAACCAUCUUCUGCGCACCUUUUGCGGAGGCGUGCACGUCCUGGACUUCUUCACGAGCGAACCGAGUCUCUAUUCGAAAGUACUGCCACAGGAAUGGCGAGAUUGGUUCGCACAGCGCGAGAUCAUGGUCAUUCUGGAUUUCCUGAUGCGAGAAGAUCUUAGCUGCUUUGAAUCUGGAGAGGUUUCCUGGCGAAAUGGACCUCUUCCUCCGGCGAGCUUGCUAGAGUACGUUCGAACCGUGAGGAGGCAUUUACUCAGCCGAGAGCCCGGUGGAUCUCAAUGUUCCCGAAACAGAGCGAUAAAGCCUACUCAAAAGUUAGCGAGACAAGUCGCGGUUGGAAUGAACGUUAAGAAAGUACACGAGGUCGGCUUAUUUGCCUCCUACAUCGACAGGCUUACCGCGUCAUUCGCCGACUCUAAGGGCCAAGCGAUUUCUCACCUGGUAGACUUUGGAUCAGGCCAGAACUAUCUUGGACGGGCGCUGGCCAGUGCGCCUUAUAGCAAGAACAUUGUUGCUAUCGAGAGCAAGCAGUCUAAUGCCGAGCGCGCGAAAGAGUACGAUGUCAGGGCAAAGUUAGCAGUGAAGAAUAGAUUGAUGAGAAACAAGAAAGCUUUUAGGGAAGGCCGUGAAGGAGCCGGUACAAGUGUGGUACCAAAGUCCGUGACACCUGUUGCGCUGCCUACACCGCCGGAAUCUGGAGCUGAUGAUUCAAUUGAUGAGGGCCAAGCUGCGAAGACUGCCCCUGAAGUGGAAUUGCCCUCGAUGGGGGUUGGCAAGAUACAAUAUGUGGAUCACCGCAUUCAAAAUGGCGACCUGAAAGAAGUGAUAGGGCGUAUUCCCACAUCUUCUGCCGAGAAGAACCUCAUGGUCAUAUCGCUUCACUCUUGCGGCAAUCUCGUUCAUCACGGUCUGCGAUCGCUGAUUCUCAACGAUGAAGUGAAAUCGGUCGCCAUGGUCGGCUGCUGCUACAAUCUCCUCACCGAGCGUUUAGGUCCAGCCACCUACAAGCUCCCAGAAUUACGACCCACGACAUUCGACCAUCCUCGGCUGGAGAACACGGGGGAAGCAAACGAUCCACAUGGCUUCCCAAUGUCAAAGCGCUUCUGCGACUACUACAACCCACAAAGUGGGAGUGAGAGCGAUCAAGGAGUCAGACUGAACAUCACCUGUCGUAUGAUGGCCGUCCAAGCGCCCUCCAACUGGGGCUCGUCGGACAGCGAAAGCUUCUUCACAAGACAUUACUACCGUGCCCUCCUCCAACGAAUCUUCCUCGAUCGCGGCAUCAUAGGGGCUCCUAAUCCAGAGCGUACAGUCGGACGCAGUCCUGCCGGCCACACAAGCGGCGGUACUCCCAUUGUCAUCGGCAGUCUCAAGAAAAGCUGCUACGAGAACUUCGUAUCAUACGUCCGCGGCGCUCUGGCAAAACUUGUCAUUGACUUGAACACGGCAGAUGUCUUCAAAGAGCAGAUGGGCGAUAUUACCGAUGAGGAGAUCGAGAGGUAUGAUCAAGAGUAUGCGGGCAGGAAGAAAGAUCUCAGUGUCAUCUGGAGUCUAAUGGCUUUCUCUGCUGGCGUGAUUGAGGCUUCCAUCGUGGUGGAUCGAUGGCUGUGGUUGAAAGAACAAGAAGAAAUGCGAGAAGCUUGGGUGGAGCCCGUUUUCGAUUAUAGGCUGAGUCCGAGGAAUUUGGUGGUUGUGGGCAUCAAACGGUGA